Molecule: messenger RNA, 264 nt
Organism: Trichoderma virens Gv29-8
Lineage: Eukaryota; Fungi; Ascomycota; Sordariomycetes; Hypocreales; Hypocreaceae
Exons: 3
Coding region: 1-264 (87 amino acids)
Source: RefSeq, a predicted model, not a curated record
AUGAAGCCCGUCGUUAGUGCUAUGCAGGCAUGGUCGUGCACCGUCCUCUCCGUCUUCGCAAUCCUCAUCCUCAGCGUCCUCGCUCUCCUCUACCGCUCCGGCCACGAGCAGCUCAUGGGUAGCAUCAACGACCCUGCCGAUGGCAAAGCUGUUUCUCGCACCGUCUUCACCGCCGUCUUCGUUUACAUCGGAUUCUUUGUGUUUUGCGGUCUACAGGGCAUGCUCCACGUCCGGGAGAAUAGAAGGGGCGCGAUUUCUUUGUGA